UGAUUUGUUUCAUUUUCAGACAAAAAUACGCUGAUUAUGGUUACUGCUUUAACUUAUAUAAAAAUUAAUAUAAAAUUGUGAAAACGUCGCCAGUAGACAUUUUUGGAAAACAAAGUUUAGUAGUUGUUUUGAUGGUUGUACAGGAUGAUCCCUAAAUUUAGUUUUGCGUAAGGAUGGUCGUAGAAGAUGAUGGGUGAACAGUUUCGGAAAGUAGAACAAUAUUCACCGAAAUCAUCUCCAAGGGGGGCUCGAUCCCCUGUUGUUUCUCGUCAGGAUUCUUCAGGAACAUUAAAAACGACGAUUUUGCUGGGAAAGAACCCUUCCAUUGUCCCGAGUGGGCCCUUCUACUUAAUGAAGGAACCUCCAGGAGAUUCCGAAUUAACUGGAGCGACCAAUUUGAUGGCCUAUUAUGGCCUCGAACAUUCAUAUACGAAGUUCAGCGGCAAAAAGUUAAAAGAAGCGUUAUCCUCUUUCUUACCUACACUACCCGGUGUUAUCGAUUCGCCAGGCGCACAAGACAACAGCUCUCUUAGGUCAGUUAUAGAAAAACCUCCGAUCGGAGGCAAAGAGUUGUUACCAUUGACCAGUUCACAGCUUGAUGGAUUCCGUUUACAUCCGGGACCGCUACCCGAGCAAUAUCGGUAUAUAAAUCAAAUGCCAAUAAAGAAGCAUAAAAAUAAACAUAAGAAACAUAAACACAAAGAGGGAGGUCCCCCGAGCCAAGAAACGCAGAUUACAGAUUUAGGACAAGAUAUUCACGAGAAGAAGCAUAAAAAGCAGAAGCGGCACGACGACGAUAAAGAGAGGAAAAAAAGGAAAAAGGAGAAGAAACGAAAAAAGCAAAAGCACAGUCCCGAACACAGCGGCGGUUUAACACCAAGUCAGCAUUCGAGUACAUGAUUUCUAUUGUCGGAUAUUCUCUUCGGUUAUUAAAUUUCGACAUCGCUUAUGUAUAAAGUGUCUUCGAAUGACUGCGUAACAGUUCCAGUUUUAAUUGUGCUUCGAUUCUUGAACGAUAAUUAGGGGCACGUGAAAUUUAUAGGUUACUUUAAGGAGAUAAUUUUCACUGUUGUUUAUAAGCUGUAUUUCCAUUGACGAUCUUGUGAUCGUGUACUAUUUUUUAGUGAUGGUAUAAUAAAUAACGAUAUUAACGUUUA
Molecule: messenger RNA, 1157 nt
Organism: Photinus pyralis (common eastern firefly)
Lineage: Eukaryota; Metazoa; Arthropoda; Insecta; Coleoptera; Lampyridae
Gene: MED19
Product: mediator of RNA polymerase II transcription subunit 19
Exons: 4
Coding region: 187-900 (237 amino acids)
Biological process (GO): positive regulation of transcription by RNA polymerase II
Cellular component (GO): mediator complex
Molecular function (GO): transcription coregulator activity; transcription factor binding
Source: RefSeq, a predicted model, not a curated record